Messenger RNA from Eriocheir sinensis (Chinese mitten crab), 3541 nucleotides. RefSeq lists its product as uncharacterized. The record is from RefSeq and is a predicted model, not a curated record. The coding region runs from base 1915 to 2955 and encodes 346 amino acids. The transcript is spliced from 3 exons. Lineage: Eukaryota; Metazoa; Arthropoda; Malacostraca; Decapoda; Varunidae.
CCUCUCGAGUUUCGCGCUAGCCGAGUUUCGCGAUCCUCGAGUUUUAGCGCUUAGUCCUAAAUUCAUACCAUCACGACUUUCGCGCAUUACCGCCGCGAGGGCCACUCGGUGGUGACUGAAAAAUCCCAGCUUGUGGCACCGGGCAGGCGCGCCGUCCUAGACGCGCGCGCCGCGUCGUCACGCUAUCCACUCAGCCACCGCCUGGUAGCCAUGGCAGAAGUCUCCAGUCCUCACUCUUUAUAUUGGCGACUCCUAUUUCACAACUGACCCCAUCUCCAAUCUCCAUCAUGUAUUUCUCCACAACAUUUAUCCAUCUUACUUGUCUCCCUUCCACCCCUGACCUCUCAUAUACUUUCAUACACUUUAUAAAGCCAUCUUUCUGUAUUCUUGUAGUAUAUAUGUCCACACCACCUCCACUUCAUCUCAUCCUCUCCACCACUCCACAUCCCACACCACAAUAAUUAUUGUUUCACACCGGUAAUCCUUUUUUUUUUUUUUUCAUUACAUCUCAAUUUCUCAUUGUUAAUAAAAUAUCAAAUUGUCAAAUCACAUUGUGUCGGCAGGAACUUGCCGUGAUCUGGAAUCGAACUCAACUUUUCGGUCAUGGCAAGUAUUACCUAUAAUGUAUAGGGGAUUUGCGUCGAAGGAUAAGAUAAUUUAUGUCACAUUGUUAUACAUUAAUGCAUACAAGUGAAAAUCUUUGUGGCUACAGGCUCCAAAUGAGUAAAAAUACAAUGUACAAUAUGUGAAACAAUAGUGAAACAUCGGCAGUAUUCUGUUAUCAUAUAAUCGCUAUUCAAAGACAAAGGUAGCCUUGUGUAUCGAAGUGAGACUUACGAAGCGUUCAUCCCCGAGACAUGCCCCGAGCACUGAUCAGUGGCCUCGAGAGACUGAAAUUCACAGAGGCGUUAAAAGUUGCUAAUUUAAAAAGUCAUUUGGAUUCAGUAUUGUGUACUCUAGCUUUUGAAGGGAAAUCAGUUAUCGUUACCACUUAUAUAGUAUAUAUUUGUAAGUAUACAUAAUAUAAAAUUAAGCAUAAGUAAUGUGUUUAUCUUUGUGACUAAUGAAUGCGCAGUGGUCAGUGUUUACCUAUGGACGGUGACGGCGGGUCGCCGCGCGUGGCGGGUCGGCUGGGGCCAAUUUAAGUCCAGCCAUUGGUGAGGCGCGUGCACGACAACGACGAGAAAGUGAGCAAAGGUUACUACAUAGUUAAGUAGGAGACGAGAAACGGAAGGUGGCAUCAAGUAAAUCUUUACCAGGCUACUUGUGAAAAGGAUUGACUUGUUUAGCUCCGCCCUCAAAAUACCACGUACAUACCUACACCUUCUUAAUACAUGCCCUUUAACUAUGAUAUGAAGACGCACAUGGUUAGAAACUUGCUUAAACUAUUUUAACUUAAGCAAACCUAUCAUGACCUAACAAACAAACCCUGCCGCUGCACCCCCGACCGCAGCCGCCGCCCGGCUGUCUACGUAUUGGCGACGCUGGCAGGCGGCGUAAUUUCUGGGGAGGCUAAGGGGGGUAUAGCCCCCCAGUGUUUUCUAUAUCGUCCUCAAAAUGCCUCUUAAAGUGCCUAUUUAAAAAAAAAUUCUCCCACUUGUGCAUGCUGACUUCACCCUCCUCCCUCCCUCCCACCUUAUGAACCUGAGGCUAUGAUGCCCUUUAGCCUCUAGCCCCCCCUCCCCCCCCGAAAAUCUGCCAAAAGAAUGGUUAUGAUAUUUUAGGUUUGCUUUGGUUAGAUUAGUUAGGAUUAUUCCUAACCAUGUACGCUUUUAUAUUAUAGAUGUAAGGACAUUAAGUUUUGCUCUUUAACCAUAAUAUGAAGGCGUACGGAAGGUGGUCGAGCUAAACUACACAUUUACCGUGAAAAUCAAGGUAAAGAGAAAAAGACCGGCACGUGGAAGACUUAAGAUAAUGCGGCCUGAGAGUGACAGCAGAGGAAGUGUCUGCAGCGUCUGCGGUUCGCACAAGAUGCGGGUGACUGAGGCGGCGAAGGCGAUGGUGGUGGUGGUGCUGGCGGUGCUGCUGCUGGCGGCGGUGCGGGAGGCGGAGGCCUUUGUCGGCUUGGGCAGCGGAGUGGCGGGGGGCUUUGUGUCCUAUAUGUGGUGGAUCUUUCUGGGCAGCCUGGGGGUGUCUCUGUACAAGAAGAAAUUGUUGAGGUUCGAGGAGAGGAGACGCUUGCAGUUAGAAGCGGCGGAUGAGCGACAGCAGCAGGAGGAGUUGCUGGAGACGCUGAGGGCAGAGGCGGCGAUGGCGGCAGCGGGGGAGGGGGAGGACGCAGUAACAGUGGAGGGGGAGGAGGCAGUAACAGUGGAGGGGGAGGACGCAGUAAUGGUGGAGAGGGAGGACGCAGUGCCGCUGCUCUUUGGCGAAGAAUACGGGCCAGAACUGGAGUACUACGGGGACUUUUUAUAUGACGCUGACCACUACGAUGUCCCAUUCGUCACGCAGAACCGCCUCCCCCCUUUCCCUGGUAACUGGCCCGACGAAGGCAAUAUGGACACGGUUUACGACCCUCAUCCUUUCCUCAGGCCGCACCGCUUGCCCCGAUCCCCUCACCAUCAACCUGACGAAGGCGAAGACGGCGGUGACACAGUACAUGAGCCAGAUCACUCCAGCAUCCCAGGUUCCUUGUCCCGCCCCCUCUCCCUUUCAUCUGACGACCAACGCGACGAAGACGAGGAGGACGAGGCCCUGCAGAAGGUACUAGUGAACCUCGCCGCCCAACUGGACACGAGUGGCUGCUCCUUGAGAUUCCUGUGCCACCUCCUUGGAAAGCCACAGGAUGCCCUCACCCAGGACGAGGAACUGUUGCUGCGCCUCUUUGUCGGCAGCCACAGCGACGCCCCUCCAGGCAGUCAGUGUGACCAGGAGUUCCCUCGAUGCGGCCUGCAAGGGAAGGAGCUCAGUGCGCUGUUCACCUUUACCUCAGGCCUCGUAGCUAAGAUCCUGUAGGUGUUCAGGGACUUCCUACACACGCCCCACUGUGUGUUCCUACACACACACACACACACACACACACACACACACACACACACACACACACACAGCUCUGGAGUGCAAUGGUAGUACGCUCGCCUCACAACCAAGAUGUCCCGGGUUCGAUUCGCGGGGGGAUUGGAGAUGGAUGGGUCAAGGCCUUGGAUGGGUAGUCGUGCCCCUCCCCAUCGAACUGUGAAUGGGUACCGGGAGUCAGUCGUUGUGUCUCGCCUCCUGGGUGUGUGUGGGUGUGAGGUUUCAACCGUACCCAAAGAUCCCUCACGUAUGAGUUCGAAGCACAUUCGGGGAGGGUACUGGCUGGUGAUCGCGAGUCUAUCGCGUAGUCAGGCCACGGUGAAUUACGGUGAAUUACACACACACACACACACACACACACACACACACACACACACCAAUUCGAUAGCUCGGUGGGUUAAGGCUCUCCCCUGUCAGGCUCCGGGCUGGCAGGUUGAGGUUCGAGCCCCUCUCAAGCCGGGAUUUCACCGCUGACAAGGAGUGGUUGCUGUCCUCCUUUGAGCAAAGGGGAUGUGGUGUGUGGUGU